Molecule: messenger RNA, 4011 nt
Organism: Toxorhynchites rutilus septentrionalis
Lineage: Eukaryota; Metazoa; Arthropoda; Insecta; Diptera; Culicidae
Exons: 1
Coding region: 1-4011 (1336 amino acids)
Biological process (GO): DNA integration
Molecular function (GO): nucleic acid binding
Source: RefSeq, a predicted model, not a curated record
AUGAAUCCUGGAGCAGGAGUACCACCGUUUGAUCCGGACGACACGACCAACGUUAGUUCGAGGUGGAAAAAGUGGAAGCGAGCAUUUGAAAUAUUUUUAGACGUGAAUAAUGUGGCGCUUGCCUCAAGAAAAAAGGCAUAUCUCCUGCAUUAUGCUGGUGAAGGUGUGCAGGACAUUUACGACAGUUUGGUGGGAAACGAAGAGCAGGAAGUACCGGUUGGAUCAGACGCGUACAAGGAGGCUGUUAAUGUGUUGGAUAAGCACUUUUUGCCCAUGAAGUGCUUGCCUCAGGAACGUCACAUAUUCCGGAAUUUGCAGCAAGAAUCUGAUGAAAAGAUUUCGAAAUUCGUACUGCGUUUAAGGGAGCAAGGUAAGCUAUGCGAAUAUGGAGAUUGGCUCGAUGAGAAUAUAAAAGAACAAAUUUUCGAAAAAGGAUCAUCGGAUGAACUUCGUGCAAAAAUAUUAACGAAACCAGGAAUAACGUUGGAGGAGAUCAUCAAAGAAGGGCGUUCUCUAGAGACGAUUGAGAAAGUUAGACGACAGUUGCAGCAAUCAGCAGAUAUUAACAAACUUACAACUUACAAAAACGAGUGUUUCCGUUGUGGACGAAUAGGACAUUUUGCCAACGAUGAUUGUUGUCCUGCAAAAGAUAAAAAGUAUGAGAAGUGUGGUCUGAUUGGGCAUUUCCGGCGAUGCUGUAAGACGAAGGAACGUGAGGCAGUGAAUGAUCGUAACAAGAGAAAACAUUGGCGUGUUCGUCAGGUUGGAGAAGAAGCUUCAGGUGGAAGUGAGAGCAUUUGUGAUUCGGAUGAUAGUGGCAGUGGAAUUGUAGACCCGCAAGAUGAUGUUAAAUAUGUUUUUGCUGCUAGUACGGAUGACACGCAAGAUGAUAAAGUAGUUUGCAGUGUGGGGGGGGGGGGGGGUGUAAAAAUCAAAUGGAUCGUUGAUUCUGGAGCCGGAGUGAAUGUGAUUGAUAGCAACACUUGGUCUUAUUUGAAGAAACUCAAAAUAAACGUUCUUUCUCAAUCCAAAGUCUCCACGCGAACCCUGAAGGCGUACGGAAACAUCAACUUGCAAGUCAUCGGUGAAUUUACGGCUAACAUCGCAACCAAGUAUAACAAUGUGGUUGCUGAAGUAUUCGUUGUGAAGAACAAAGGGGCAAGUCUGCUGAGUCGUGAUACAGCCACCCAAUUGCAGAUUCUCAAAAUCGAUACAAACGUGUGGAUUGUGAAUGAGAAUAACAAAAUAGGAAAAGUAGCAGGCUUUGAAGUUUCGCUUCAAAUUGACGAUAAAGUGAAGCCAGUUCAACAUACGAAAUGUCAUGUUCCAAUUCCGUUGCAGGAAAAAGUACAAAGUGAGAUAGAUCAUCUGCUCGAACAGGAUAUAAUCGAAACAGCUCCGAGAGAUUCCCCAUGGAUAUCUCGCCUAGUUAUUAGUCCAAAGGCUGGUGAUCCAGUGAGUGUUUGGUUGUGCGUGGACAUGAGAGCCGCUAAUAAAGCUAUCGUUCCACAGCACUACCCACUUCCUACCUUCGAUGACAUAGUACCUCAUUUGCAUAAUUGCAAAUGGUUUUCUAAAAUAGAUUUAACCAAGGCCUUCCAUCAUGUAGUUUUGGCGGAGGAAUGCAGAUUCAUCACUACGUUUGCUACUCACCAGGGAUACUAUCGUUACAAAAGGUUGACCUUCGGGAUGAAUUGCGCAUCUGAAGUAUUUCAAAGUAUUAUCGAGCGUGUUUUGAAAGGAAUAAAGUGCGUUCGAGUGUUCAUCGACGAUAUAGUCGUGUUUGGCCCUACGAAACAACAACAUGACGACACUCUGCGUGACGUAAUGAAUCGUUUGAAGGAGUUUGGACUUACUAUCAAUCACAAGAAAUGCGAGCUAGGAAGAUCAGAGGUAGUUUUUAUGGGACAUAUUCUUUCGGCGGACGGAAUCAGGCCAACGUGGAACAAGGUGGACGCGAUAAGGAGACUUCGAGAACCCACUACUGUCGAGGAAGUGCGAAGCUUUCUGGGUACUAUAACAUAUCUUGGGAGGUUCAUACCCGACUUGUCAACGUUAACGACGCCACUUCGUGAUCUUCUUCGAAAAACUUCGAAGUUUCAUUGGGGAGUCCAGCAAAGGGAAGCGUUCCAAAAAAUUAAAGACGUAUUGAUGAAUCCGAAGGCGCUAGGAUAUUAUUCUCCACAUGAUCAGACGAUUUUGAUUGCAGACGCCAGUCCCACUGGUUUAGGAGGUGUACUACUGCAGGAGAAAGACGGCUUGAAACGAGUCAUCUGCUACAUUAGCAAAGGACUUUCGGAUGCUGAGAAGUCAUACGCGCAAAACGAGAAGGAAGCUUUGGCGUUAGUUUGGGCCACGGAACGAUUGCAAAUCUAUUUGAGAGGGAUGGAGUUUUUACUGUUGACAUACCAUAAGCCACUCAAAGUGAUUUUUGGACCAGGGCACGUUUCUUGUCCACGAAUCGAAAGGUGGGCCAUGCGGCUACAGUCUUUCCGUUUCAAAAUAAUACAUAUUCCGGGAAAAAUAAACAUUGCGGAUUCACUAUCGCGAUUGCCAAGAUUCAAGCACUGCACUACUUACGAUCGCUUUGGAGAAGCAUCACUUUUGGCAAUUAUGGAGAGUGCGAAACCUAAUGCAUUGACCAUCGAAGAAAUGUCGAAGCAUACCGUCAGCGACCCAAUCCUCGCGGAAGUAAAAGAGGCUCUGCAGACAGGUCGUUGGAAUGAUGCAAUUAAAAAGUUUACUCCUUUUAAAGACGAGUUGUACUGUUGCCGUGAACUGCUACUGAGAGGAGAGCGUUUGAUAGUACCAAAUAGUUUACAAAAACGGGUGCUUCGCCUGGCCCACAUCGGCCAUCCAGGAAUUGAACGGUCAAAUCAACGUUUGCGGUCCAAAGUUUGGUGGCCAACAAUGGAUAGAGACGUAGAGAAAGCGGUACGUACCUGUUUGGACUGCCAAGAAGUUGGGAAAGCGGCCCCCCCGGAACCCCCGGAACCAAUGGCGAUUAGAGAACUACCACAAAAGCCAUGGGAAGAUUUGCAUCUGGAUAUUCUUGGACCUCUGCCUUCAGGAGAAUCGCUGUUGGUGAUCAUCGACCCUUACAGCCGUUAUAAAGUCAUCGAAGUGAUGCGACAAACCACAACAUCGGACAUUAUUGCCAGAUUGCGUCCUCUGUUUAUGAGACUAGGAGUUCCUAAAAUACUGUUGACAGAUAAUGCAAGGAAUUUUACCAGCAAAGAAAUGGAAGACUUUUGUGGGGAGUUUGGAUUAACGCUGCGUCACACCACGCCAUAUUGGCCACAAGCCAAUGGUGAGGUCGAGCGUCAGAAUCGGAGCAUUCUCAAAAUUCUACGGAUAGCGGAACUCAACCAAUCAGACUGGAAGAAAGACUUGGAAGAAUACAACUACGUGUAUGCAUUGACACCUCAUCCGGCGACAGGGUAUUCUCCAGCCGAGAUUCUAUUUGGACGAAAAUUCCGCGACUGGAUCCCACAACUCUCUCAAUCAAGUCAAGGCUUAAAUGACGAAGUAAGAGAUAAUGACAGAAGGUACAAAUUCAAGUCCAAAGUGCACUAUGAUGCGGUGAAAAGAACAAAGGAGUCAAAUUUACGUAUUGAUGAUCGUGUGCUUAUGAAGAACCUGAACCCUGCCAAUAAGUUGACGCCAACUUUUCAUUCAGAGCCAACACGUGUGGUACACAAGCAGGGAUGGAAUUUCCCUGUUGUCGAGACACCUGCAGGGCAGAGAUACCGACGUAAUUCGUCUCACCUGAAGAAGCUGCAAACUCAGGAAUGCACCGAAACUGAUCAUGCGGAGGAAGACGAUGUUGAAGAAACUUUAGAGUGGAGUACACCUUUGAACCAGCAGCGAGAAUCGCCUGGAUCGGAAAGUGGCAAACGUACACCAUCGGUUCCAGAGCCUGAUCUGUCCUCAACGAAGAUGAAACGGCAGAUCAGAAAGCCACUUCGGUUCGACGACUAUGUGCUGGAUGAGAUUCAUAAUACGGAGUGA